CUCUUUCUUGGCUGUGUCUGCAGGAGAAAAAUGUCUGCUCUGGACGUGCAGGACUUCAUCCAGCAGAACCGGGCGGUGGCGGAGCAGGUGGAGACUUUCCGCGGAUACUGGGAGAGCGAGAAACACUGGGCCGCGCGGAGGGAGUUUAUUCUGCGGAACAAGAGCGACUUUAGCCCGGAUCAACAGGACCAGCUGAUCUCGCUGUCCAUGGUCUGGGCCAACAACGUGUUCAUGGGCUGUCGAUACAGCGAGGAACUUCUGGAACGAGUAAAGGAAAUGGCUGAAGGCAUCGUGGUGGAGGACGCUCCUGUUUUUAAAACCAGAGAUGAGAUCAUGAAAAAGCAACAGGGUCGGUGAUGACCAUAAAACGGGACUGAAGGAUUUUUAUGGACUUUUUCAUAAAAUGGAGCUGAUUUUAUUAUUGUCUGUUUGAUGCCAUUGUCCAGACGUGUCCAGACAUGUACUCGCAUUGGAUUUUACUUCUUUUUUUUUUCAUUUUAAACAUGCUUUUAAAGUUUUUAAACAAUGUUUAAUGUUUUUUUUUACAGAUUUUAACUUGUUGAAUUUUUUAUUUGUUAAAAAUGUAC
Molecule: messenger RNA, 587 nt
Organism: Periophthalmus magnuspinnatus
Lineage: Eukaryota; Metazoa; Chordata; Actinopteri; Gobiiformes; Gobiidae
Gene: xtbd1
Product: CDKN2A interacting protein N-terminal like
Exons: 3
Coding region: 31-357 (108 amino acids)
Source: RefSeq, a predicted model, not a curated record